Messenger RNA from Puntigrus tetrazona (Sumatra barb), 262 nucleotides. Its product is annotated as protein strawberry notch homolog 2-like. Gene Ontology annotation, biological process: regulation of DNA-templated transcription. The annotation marks the transcript as partial. NCBI's taxonomy places the organism in Eukaryota, Metazoa, Chordata, Actinopteri, Cypriniformes, Cyprinidae. Gene Ontology annotation, cellular component: nucleus. The record is from RefSeq and is a predicted model, not a curated record. The transcript is spliced from 2 exons. Gene Ontology annotation, molecular function: histone binding; chromatin DNA binding.
AUUAAAUACGGAGAUACGGCUACCUCAGAGGGCGUUUUAUUCGCCACAUACUCGGCACUGAUUGGAGAGAGCCAGGCCGGCGGCCAGCACCGCACCAGACUCAAACAGAUCCUGGACUGGUGCAAACCCAACUUUGACGGAGUCAUUGUGUUUGACGAGUGCCAUAAGGCUAAAAAUGCGACCUCCACUAAGAUGGGUAAAGCUGUUCUGGACUUGCAAAGCAAACUGCCCCGGGCGAGAGUGGUGUAUGCUAGUGCCACAG